AUGGAAAGAAAUUUAGCCUUGCUUUUCUUAUUUCCGAUCUUCCACGCUGCUAUCGCUGCCCCGUCGCCGAUUGAAAAAAUAUCCGAGAGGAAACCAGAACACAUCGUGCAGAUUGGAGAAGAUCUGUUAACGAGAGUAAAACGUCAAUUUGGAUUUGAUGGGCCAUUUGGUGGACCAUUUCGUGGACCAUUUGGUGGACCUUUUGGUGGACCUUUUGGUGGACCUUUUGGUAGACCGUAUGGAUUUGGUGGUCCAUUCGGCUUUCGUCGUUCAUAUUUCUACGGUCGUCCGUUCGGCUACGGUCGUGGAUACGGAUGCCGUCGCUGCUGCAGAGGCUGUGAGAAGAAGUAA
Necator americanus (New World hookworm) is the source of this 351-nucleotide messenger RNA. RefSeq lists its product as uncharacterized. NCBI's taxonomy places the organism in Eukaryota, Metazoa, Nematoda, Chromadorea, Rhabditida, Ancylostomatidae. Bases 1 to 351 code for a protein of 116 amino acids. The record is from RefSeq and is a predicted model, not a curated record. The transcript has 2 exons.